Molecule: messenger RNA, 507 nt
Organism: Penicillium olsonii
Lineage: Eukaryota; Fungi; Ascomycota; Eurotiomycetes; Eurotiales; Aspergillaceae
Source: the annotation of a GenBank genome assembly
AUGCCUUCCGAUAGGGGUGUCUUCUCCUUGAUCAUUAUCAACAAAGCCGGUGGGCUGAUCUACCAGCGCGAGUUCCAGGCAGGCCUGCGCAAGCUCUCCACGAAUGACUACCUGGUCUUAGCAGGCACUUUUCACGGUGUCCAUGCCAUUACGAGAUCCAUCACGCCGAAAAUUCCCUCCGUUCAGCCUCCCUCCCCGGCGACCUCCUCCCCAAGCACCACCACCCCAGCUGCGUCACACUCCUAUCCCAACCCCGGAGUCCCAGUCACCGGUCUGGAUUACCUCGAGACCGACAAGUUUCGGUUGACCUGCUUCCAGACCUUGACGGGAACGAAAUUCCUCCUGUUCACGGAUCCCCUGACCGGCAACGUGGACACAAUCGUGCAGAAGAUCUACGAGCUCUACGCGGACUUCGUGAUGAAGAAUCCGUUCUACCAGAUCGAAAUGCCCGUGCGGUGCGAGGCAUUCGACCGCCACCUCGGCGCGUGGUUGCGGGGGAGGACAUGA